UGCUUUAUCUCGGCCUCGUCGUCACCUGCAUCGUAAUCAUUCUUCUUUCUCUUCUUCGAUCGGGGCAAUGGAAGCUGAUCGGAGGGUGGGAGUGGCCGUUGAUUUCUCCGCUUGCAGCAAAGCGGCGCUCCGCUGGGCCGUGGAAAACUUGGUGAGGAACGGCGAUCACCUCGUCGUCGUCAACGUCCAGAAGGAAGGACACUACCAGGAGGGCGUGACCCAGCUAUGGGAGACCACCGGAUCACCAUUUAUUCCCUUAUCAGAAUUAUCUGAUUCUGGUAUUGCAAAGAAAUAUGGUGUGAAGCCGGAUGCUGAAACCUUGGACAUACUCAACACUGUCGCCCGGCAAAAGGAGGUCGUCGUUGUGUUGAAGAUCUACUGGGGAGAUGCCCGCGAAAAGAUAUGUGAAGCUAUUGAUAGCAUCCCCCUCAGCUGCUUGAUCAUUGGAAAUAGAGGGCUUGGGAAGCUCAAGAGGGUGCUCCUGGGCAGUGUGAGCAGCUACGUGGUGAACAAUGGAACUUGCCCUGUUACAGUCGUUAAGAGCACUGAUCAUGCAAGUUAACAUCACUUUGCUAGUCUUUCUUUUGCUCGAAUAAGAAACUUGGCUGUUAUGCCAUGCCAGUGUUCUAAGUUGCUUUAUGAGGUUGAACUCGUGAUGUAUUAUUAUAUGUGCUUUGUGGCAGUGUGUUUGUGUGCAACAACAAUACUCGAGGCGUGUCUUACCAGAAAUAAAAUCUUGCUGAUCA
This is a messenger RNA of Zingiber officinale, 746 nucleotides long. RefSeq names its product universal stress protein PHOS34-like. The coding region runs from base 68 to 562 and encodes 164 amino acids. NCBI's taxonomy places the organism in Eukaryota, Viridiplantae, Streptophyta, Magnoliopsida, Zingiberales, Zingiberaceae. The transcript has 4 exons. The record is from RefSeq and is a predicted model, not a curated record.